AUGAGUUCCUUGCUAAGAACCCCCCCCCCGCUCUGGCUCACUCUCUACCACCUAGUCACCCGUCUCCCUGACUCUCUGCGUGCAGUCAGGGAUCACUUCCUAGCUCGCUGCCCCACUGAGCUCACCAUUGCCCUCAUCGAGAAGAAACUCCUUGCAGCUGAGGCUAGUAUAGUUGCUGUAGGUGCCUCUCGUGGCGACCCCCGCACCCCUUUCUUUGAGGGGUGUUCCCCUUCCCCCCUUCUUCCCUCUGUAGCCUCUGCUUCUGCUGUCGACCUCCUUGGUGCUGAGAAGGUCGGGACUGCGUCUGCUUCGAGCGGGCGCCGCAGGGGCAAAGGGGGCAAGGGAGGCGGAGGUGACGGCGGGGGAGGCGGUGGUGGAGGCGGUGGCGACGGUGGGGGUGGUGGUGGGGCUGGAGGGACUGGUGGCAGCGGUGGGGGUGGUGACGGCAGCGGCGGGGGCGGUGGCAGGGGCGGGGGCGGUGGUGGGGGCGGCGGUGGUCGCGGAGGCGGCAGGGGAGGGGGUGGUCGAGGAGGUGGCGGCGGCGGUGGUGGUCGUGGAGGCGCUGGCAGUGGCCAGAGCCAGCAGCACACUCCGUCACCCCAGGAGGCCCGUGAGUGGUACUCUCAGCACGGGGGGGGGAGGGGUGGACUUAGCUGCACGUACGUCAUCCGCACUGGUGACCGCACUGGUCAGACGUGUGGGAGGGCGCACACCACGCAGCGCUGCUUCUCUCGCCUCGAUGACGCCUGGCGUACUCAGUUCCCUGAUGCCACUGAGCUGCCCCGCUGGUUUGAUCUGAUGAAGAAGGGAGUUGAUAUCUAUGCUCUAGACUUUGAUGCUAUUCUCACUGCCAUGUAUGUGAUGUCUACUAGUGGAGAGGGUGCUCAGUACCUGUGUGUUCCGCCCGACCCGGGCAUUCGGACCAGUGAGGCUGCUGCUCUAGGUGCUAGUGAGACUGCCACUCUAGGUACUCGCGUGUCUACUACCCCAGGUGCUGGUGCGGCUGCUGCUCUAGGUGCUCGUGAGUCUGUGCCCCCUGGUACUGAGUCGACUGCGGCACUGCACACCUUCACACUGGACUCAGGUGCUUCUCGCUGUUUCUUUCGUGACCGCACUGUCCUUGAGCCACUCGCUCGGCCAGUUGCUGUCUCCCUCGCUGACCCCUCUGGGGGUCCGGUCAUUGCGACCUCCUCCACUGUCCUUCCUUGUCCUGCGGUCCCGUCGGGCACACUGUCAGGUCUCCACCUCCCCUCGUUCUCUACGAACUUGGUGGCGGGUUGUGCGCUCCAGGACGGGGGUGUUCACCAGUUCACCCCUGCCUACGAGCGCGUGACACACUGCACGUGUGCUCGGACGGGCCGUCACCUGGCUACCUUCACUCGGCAGCCGGGGUCGGACCUGUACACACUGACCACUGAGUCCCCUCAGGUAGCUGCGUCCGCGUCUGCGUCUGCGUCAGGUCAGCUGUCGGCCCCCUGCUCGUGUCGCUCUCUGGCGCACGAGACCGUCCUCUGGCACCACCGACUUGGUCACCCGUCUGUGCAGCGCCUUCGUGCCAUGCACAAACGGUACCUUGUCUCUGGUCUUCCCAGGGUUCUCCCUCCCUCGCCUGCUCCUCCCUGUCUUCCCUGUGUCGAGGGGCGGCAGCGCGCCGCUCCUCACUCCUCCUCUUUUCCCUCGAUGAUUGCUCCCUUGCAGACGCUCCACAUGGACGUGUGGGGCCCAGCCCGCGUCCGUGGACAGGGUCAGGAGAGGUACUUCCUGAUCGUUGUUGACGACUUCUUGCGCUACACCACGGUCUUCCCCUUGCGCACCAAGGGUGAGGUCCCUGAUGUCUUGAUCCCUUGGAUCCGCAGAGCUCGUCUCCAGCUCAGCGAGCGUUUCCGCUCGGACUUUCCUGUCCUGCGUUUGCACUCUGACAGAGGUGGUGAGUUCUCCUCCGACCUCUUGGCAGCCUACUGUGCGGAGCACGGCAUUGAGCAGUCGUUCACGCUUCCGGCCUCUCCACAGCAGAAUGGGGUUGCUGAGCGCCGCAUUGGCUUGGUCAUGGAGGUCGCUCGUACCUCCUUGAUCCAUGCGGCUGCCCCCCACUUUCUGUGGCCGUUUGCGGUCCGAUACGCUGCGCAUCAGCUCAACCUCUGGCCCCGUGUCUUCUUGCCGGAGACUUCCCCGACACUGCGUUGGACGGGAGAAGUUGGAGAUGCGUCGCGUUUUCGGUUUUACCACGCCACCUCGCGCCGUGUCCUGCCCUCUCAGGACGUCACUUUUGACGAGUCCGUCCCCUACUACCGCCUCUUCCCCUACCGCACUGCCCCGCUCCCCCCCCCCCCGCCUCUCUUCCUAGCUCCAGGUGCUGCUGUACUAGACCCCCUCCCCCCUCAGGGUGCCGCUCCCUCAGGUGUGUCCCAGGUAGGCCCGGUGGAGCCUGUCGAGGUAGCUGUCGACUCUCGUCCUGCUAGGGGUGCUGAGUCCGAGCGUGCGGAGCCUGGGAGUGCGGAGCCUGGGGGAGCUGAGUCUGGGGUUGCGGAGUCUGGGGGUGCUGAGCCUGGGGGUGCUGAGCCUGGGGGUGCGGAGUCUGGGGGUACUGAGUCUGGGGGUGCUGAGUCUGGAGGUGCUGAGCCUGGGAGUGCUACACCUGGAGGAGCCCUCUCCUCACAGCAGCUGCAGGAGAGGUACUUACAGUACUGCAGCCUCAGGAGAGGUGCUUCUGGAGCCAGGAGUGCUGCUGGAGCUGGUACUAGUGCUUCCCCUCCUAGACGGGAGCUGCCCUCCCUUCAGCGGAUCCGAGAGUGGUACACGCGGCGCUGCAGUCUUCGGAGUGGCGCUCCUGGUGUCGCGGACCCUGGAGUUGGAGCUGCUGCUGGUGCUGCGGACCCUGGAGUUGGAGCUGCUGCUGGUGCUGCGGACCCUGGAGUUGGAGCUGCUACUGGUGCUGCGGACCCUGGGGUUGGAGCUGCUGCUGGUGCUGCGGACCCUGGAGUUGGAGCUGCUACUGGUGCUGCGGACCCUGGAGUUGGAGCUGUGGCUGGUGCUGAGGACCCGGGCGUUGGAGCUGCUACUGGUGCUGCGGACCCUGGAGUUGGAGCUGUGGCUGGUGCUGCGGACCCGGACGUUGGAGCUGCUGCUGGUGCUGAGGACCCUGGCGCUGGUGUCUCUGCUGGUUCUGGAGACGCUGCGCGGCCGCGACCUCACAGUUACCACCUCCUUAGAGUGUCCUCCGCCUCGCCUCUCCCUGGUCCUUCUCCUUACACUGGUCCCACAGGAGGUCUUACGGAGCGUCGUGAGCCUGAGUCUCGUCCUGUGUCGCCUGCGUCUCGCUCUGCGUCGCCUGUUUGUACUGCUCGCACUGGUCGUCGUGUCCCACGUGAGCGUCCUCCUCCUGUCCCUGGCACUCACUCCAUGACUCUGCGUCCCUCCACUGCUCCUCAGCGUGUCCCUCUGCCGUCUCCUCCUGCGUCCUCUUUGCCUCACGUUCCGGACCCUGAGUCUGACCGGUUUCGUGCUGCGCACCCUACUGUCACGCGUCUGUUAGCCACUGUUGUCACUGACCCGUCGUUUGAGUCUACUGCUGCGUCUGCCUUAGUCGCUGAACUUGUUGACUUUGCUGCUGCCUGUCGUCUAGACUACGCCGCUAGUCUUGUUGCUAAGUCUGAGUCUGUCUGUCCUCCGUCCGUCGGGGGUGAGUGUGCUCUUGGCACGGACGUCCUUGAGGACAGACAGGAGGAGUUCCAGUGCUUUGCUGCUGCUUUGCCCCAUCUCGUGUCCGUGAUAGUUGCCCCUGAGGGAGACCCGGAUGCACCAGACAUCCCGACUCCGCGCUCUUACGCGGAGGCGAUAGAGGGUCCCUACUCUUCUCAGUGGCAGACAGCCAUGGACGCGGAGAUGGCUUCCUGGAAGUCCACAGGCACCUACGUCGACGAGGUUCCCCCACCUGGGGCGAACAUCGUCAAUGGCAUGUGGAUUUUCAGGGUGAAGCGGCCGCCGGGUUCUCCUCCUGUCUUCAAGGCGCGCUACGUUGCUCGAGGCUUCAGUCAGCGAGAGGGAGUAGACUUCUUCCAGACCUUCUCCCCCACCCCGAAGAUGACCACUCUUCGGGUGCUGCUGCACAUAGCCGCUCAGCGCGACUACGAGCUUCACUCACUUGACUUCAGCACUGCUUUCUUACAGGGCAGCCUGCACGAGGAGAUCUGGCUGCGCUGCCCUCCUGUCUUCACUUGGUCGUUUCCUCCUGGUACCCAGUGGAGCCUCCGGCGGCCGGUCUACGGUCUCCGCCAGGCGCCACGUGAGUGGCACGACACACUGAAUACGAUACUUGCGGCUCUUGGGUUCGCUCCUUCUGCUGCUGACCCGUCGCUGUUUCUGCGCACUGACACGUCGCUGCCGCCGUUUUACAUCCUCGUGUACGUCGACGACUUGGUCUUUGCCACUGCUGACACUGCGGCACUCGCCCACGUGAAGUCGGAGCUGCAGAAGAGACACACGUGCACAGACCUGGGUGAACUGACAAGCUAUCUUGGCUUGCGGAUCACCCGGGACAGAGCACGGCGCACCAUCACCUUGACUCAGUCACACAUGGUGCAGCAGGUCCUUCAGCGCUUCCGCUUCACGUACUCCUCGCCUCAGUCCACUCCUCUACCUACCGGUCACUCGCUCUCAGCUCUGCCUUCGGAUGAGUCUGUAGAGCCGAGUGGCCCGUAUCCAGAGCUUGUGGGCUGCCUCAUGUACCUGAUGACCUGCACUCGACCUGACCUUGCAUACCCUCUUAGCAUCCUUGCACGCUAUGUCGCUCCUGGCCGUCACCGGAAGGAGCACAUGGAUGCCGCUAAGAGGGUGUUGCGCUACUUGUGCAGUACGUUGGGCAUGGGGCUAGUGCUUGGAGGGCGAGACCGAGUUGUACUCACUGGGCACUCAGACGCUUCUUGGGCGGACGACCAGGCUACUCAGCGGUUGUCUCAGGGUUACACCUUCAGUCUUGGCUCUGGUUCAGUUUCUUGGCGUUCUACACGCUCUUCUUCUGUUCUCAGCUCCAGCUGUGAGGCUGAGAUCUACGCCACAGCCAUGGCAGCCCAGGAGCUACGCUGGCUUACCUACCUGCUGACCGACUUGGGAGAGUGGCCUCGUUCUCCUCCAGUGCUGUACGUCGACAACAAGGCCGCCAUUGUCGUGUGUAAGGAGCACAGACUGGAGCAUAGAACGAAGCACAUCGCUCUGCGCUACUUCCUUGCUCGAGAGUUAUAG
Messenger RNA from Closterium sp. Yama58-4, 5238 nucleotides. NCBI's taxonomy places the organism in Eukaryota, Viridiplantae, Streptophyta, Zygnematophyceae, Desmidiales, Closteriaceae. The record is from the annotation of a GenBank genome assembly.